This is a messenger RNA of Notodromas monacha, 9944 nucleotides long. NCBI's taxonomy places the organism in Eukaryota, Metazoa, Arthropoda, Ostracoda, Podocopida, Cyprididae. The record is from the annotation of a GenBank genome assembly.
GGAAUAUAUAAAACAGAGGAAAUCAGUACAGCAAUAAUGAAUGAGGAUGAAACUCUGGAAAAACUCGAUCAACUCUUCUUUCCUGGCGUUAAACGAAUUUUCAAUCACGUUCGACCCACCCUGUUUUUUUCUCUCCUCUUGAACAUAUUUUUUUUUUUUUUGGCUUCCGUCAGUGACUGUAUAUCCUGGCUAGAUUUCGUGAGUGAGAUGAAAAUAACCUUCCGUGAAUCGGUAUCAGUAGUAAUGGUGAUUGCGUGGAGUGCGGGAACUGAUGCACUUCCUGAGCAGCUGAAUUCGUUUGGCAUUGAUUUCAGCAGAUUUUCCAUGCCUGCUUUUCCGCGGUUUUGGGCUUCCAAAGCGUCAAUGAAUUCCGCCUCCGCUGCCGGAACGGAGCAGGGAGACUUACCAGGCGUACCGGAAGUUGUUCUUCCUGCUGUCCCAGGCGGGGAUGAUCAGGAAUAUAAAGAAACGGACAACAAUUGGAAACGCUUUCAAACGGCCAAAAUAGAAUUUCCCGCAAUUUGCAAUCGAGAGUCUCUGCCAAUGACAGAUGCCAGAUUCGCCGAAAGAACCAUUUCCUGCUGGAACACUAUUCAAAUGUCGCUGCUUGACGAUCAGCCAACAUUGGAGCAGCCACCAGCUCGACAAAAAGCUGGAGGGAACAAAGUAAACCAAAAGCCCGAAAAAGAAGAGUGCUUAGAUGACAAGCUAGAAAGGCUCGAAGACUUUGUGGACCGUGUUCAUAGAAUCAAGACAAAAUUCCUGUCGUUUUUGGAUACAGUCGAGAAAAUUGGCCAAGGAGUUUCCAGUUGCCAUUCUGCACUGCGCAGCAUUUCUGCGUUAACUGACGACCAGAGACGGGGUUUUGCAUGGCUGAGAUCCCUCGGAAAUAGACUAAGAAGUUCUCAGUACUACGACGAUGAUGAUGUUGAUGAUGAUACGAGUGAUUCAUUCAAGGAUGCCAGUCGGAUGAAUACUGAGUCGUCGGCUAGGAAUAAAAGCUAUGCACGGAAAACCAGGGCCCUGAGGGAAGCGAGUUUGCAAGAAUUUUGGCCUGUGUGCGAAACUAUUCUGCACACUUCUCUUCCAGAGGGGCCAAUUUCUUUCGAAUGCUUCAAAUCGGCAGCGGAAGAUUUCUGGGAUAAUUUUUCCGACGACUUAUUCAAUUCGGCAAACAAGAAAACUACCCCGAGCUCCAAAAAUAUGGAAAGAGGCAAAACGUCAAAUCAUGACGGUCGGAAACAAAACGAAGAUCCUCUUCAUCAAAGUGACGCUGAAAAUAAAAAGUGCAAGAAUAAUGGCUCCAACAAAGUCUCUGCAGUGCAGUCUUUUGGCACAUGUGUGCAGAAAUUGCUACCCCUUUUACCAUCAGGGGGAGACCGUGAAAAUGCUGUAAAUUUGCACGAAAGAUACGUCGAUGCUAUCGUGCAAAGUUUCAGAAUGCUCGAUAACUUUCCUGAUGGAGAACUGAAAGACGACGUUACUCAAUUGAUGGAGGAACUUGAGAAGCAAAGCAACUAUUUUUCGGACUAUUUGACAAAAAUUGACGCCAUAAAUGAGGCGGAUUCGGCCAAGGAAAUCGGAAGUUACUUCAUCGCUGAAAGUCCGUCGGGAUAUUUUGGACCCGUGGCUCAUUCGCCUUUCUGCGUAGUUCAUCAGGGCCAGACAAAAAAUCGACGAAAGCGUCGUUCGAUUUCACAAGAUCUUCUUCUGAAAACUAAUCAGAACUCUCUGGUCCGAGUAUCUGAUGCAAGUGACCGUCGUCACGUUCGACACCGACAACGUCGAGGAUUGGAUGUCGUCGACUCGUAUCACUACAACAAAAAGAACCACCUCCGUAACUCUGUUCCCCAGCAGCAGCUGCAUCGAGGACCCGGAAAUCGAAUUGGACACAAGGGACAAAUGCCGGUGUCUGAUGACGCCUUUAUCGACACUGUCGACAGCGUCGACGACGAUGACGAAAAAAGAGGCGAGUUGGCUGACAAUGGAGAUGCGUCUGCUGGUCUCCAUAGCGACCAAAAUAUCAAGAAAACAGGCAAUGAGCUACUUUUAUUUUUCCCUCUUCAAUUUGCGACGGUGGCGACGAGAUACGAAAUUCCUCCUACUACCGGAAAUGGCAUAGGAAGCGUCAUUUGUGCUUCAAUUCAACAUCCCGACCCUGAAAUUCCACUUGAGGAAUCGGAUUUGGACUCGAUGAAUCUGACGAAAGCCGAGAGAGAGGAAUUGCAGCACACAGCUGAAAUAGUUCUGCAAUCAGACGGAUUACCUGCUGAUUUGUAUGAUUUGCUCGCAAAAACCGCCGAUGAAAGAACACCACCAGCAGUAGUGACCCGAAAACGACAUUUGCCUGGUCGUGGACGAGAGUCGAAAAAAGGGAUAAAACAUUUAAUGGCAGCACCUCAUCGUCGACAAAAUCCGGGAAAUUAUCGGAAAGAUAUCGGGCUCUAUGGACUCGAAGAUGUCAUGAACCUGUUGUCAAAUUUGGAUGACGAUUAUCCAGAAGGUAGCGAUGAAGAUAAAUUCAUGGAGGAGCGAAGAAGGGCGGCGCAGUUUUUCGAUGCGAAGUUAUUGGACUCAGCCGCAAGGAAAGCUUUAAUGGUUUGCCAAGCAAUUUUCGGCCCAAAUGGAAUCCCUCAUUUAAUUUUCAACGCUGAACGCGGCCUCACUUUUUUCCUGGACUCGAAUUACACACUUUCUUUAAGGCUGGAGAUUCAAAGGUACCUGGAAUAUGUCGCGAGCAUGGGAUUGACGCCGUGUUCGGGAAUCGAAUCGAAUCCGCUUCACGCCCUGUACGACUUGCUUGCUCCUCCACUGGAAAUUUACUCGGAAGGCUUCGUUGCAGCUAGAAAUUCCACUUUCCAGGACCUGCUUCGUUACGCCGGUUACGGGGACCCCGUAGAUGAAGAAGAGAUUCUUGCUGUAGAUGAAGAGGUUUCCUGUUCACGAUUUCAAGAUAAGUCAUCUGCAUCGGGGACCGAAAGCGCAACAAGCAGAAAGAAAAUGCCGAGGGGCGCACAACAACGCAAAAGCAAUGUUUCAAAUUAUAUUCCGAAAAAUAAGUUCAACAAAGACUCAUACACCGGCCGUUCAAAGCAUUCGAGUUCCACUGACACCAGCACAUUUGCUUGCGGCGAUGGACUGCCCAAUAAUCGGCGCACGCUUUUCAGCGCACAUCAUCAUCAUCAGUCCCGAAAACGAAGUGGCAUUCCUGCUGAUGAUCACCCAACUAAAUCCUCUUGCAACGAAUUUGAAAUACCUCGGGAUUACCGCUGCGCAUUGGACAAGUCCCCGAUUAGAAUGGAUCACGAGAAAUUCCGGUUGCGGUCCAUGAUGAAAAAUGAUGGACGAAUUAUAAGGCAGCUUUCAGCAUGGUUCUCGCAGCUCCCGAGAAAAGCACAUCGUCGAAAAAUCGGUCCAUCGCUCGAGAACUCGCCCUUUCUGCAGAUUGCAAAAAUUUGUCGCCCAUUCGUCUUCUCAAACGCAUUCGCAUGUCUCGCCAACGCUGACGAAACGGCCUCGGAUCUCGUUGGAAUUGUUGCGACAAAAUUCGGCGAACAUACGAGUGACUUUUUCGAUAAGAACAUUGAGGUAGUGUAUCGGCCGCGAGAAGGCCCGACGAAAAUUGAUGUGGACGAGAGCCUGCAUGCUCUUGGAAACUUGAAAUGUUUGGAGCAAACAAAGGUUUCGGGACCGGCUUCGGCUCGGCAUUUGGAAGCACCGCACCAACAUCAACAUUUGGCCAGACGUCUACGUCGGGAUUUGGAACGACGGCGGGGUUUGGUAAUAAUACUGGGGCAAUAUUUGGAACUCAGCGUCCUGCAACAGCGGGUACCUCGAAUGUUUUCGGGAGCGGUGGAUCUGUUUUUGGGCAACCAAGUUCUGGCUUCAGUUGUGACCUUUGGCACUGCCACGACUACGGCAGGUGGAGGCAUGUUUGGGAGCACUACAUCAUUCGGUUCUCCUUCUUUUGGAGCCCCGUCAACAUCGAAUAGUUUAUUCGGCGCUAGUAAUCCGCAAAGUAAACCAUUUGGAAGUAGCUUCGGUACGCCAACAGCUGCGUCAGGGGGACUAUUUGGAUCCACUGCCCAGCCGCAAGCUGGAAGCAUUUUCGGACAGUCGAAACCCGGCGGACUUUUCGGUUCUACAACUGGCGCGUUUGGAGCUCAGCAAGGCCAAGGAUCGUACAUAAAGUUUGAAGCACCGAGCACUGGUGCUGACACAAUGAUAAAAAAUGGAGUGUCGUCCCAAGUUAACACACGGCAUCAGACCAUCACGGUUAUGAAGGAGUACGAGAAUAAAUCCAUUGAAGAGAUCAGAUGGGAAGAUUACAUGGCGGGUCGCGAUAAAGGUCCUCAGAACCGUCUCGCUGCCGGAGGGUUUGCGUCGCCGUUUGGAACCACCGCGACUAGUUCUGCUGCACCAUCUCUAUUUGGGGCCUCGACAACUACCAACACUGCCGGCGGUUUAUUUGGCUCUCAACAAAAUAAGCCUCUGUUCGGGUCGACAAGUACAACUGGUGGGAGUUUGUUCGGCCAACAGUCUCAACCUGCGGGAGGUGGUCUUUUCGGUGGACAGAAAUCUGCGUUUAGUACGCCCACGUCGUCUGCUGGCACGACGUUUGGAUUUGGACAAACCCAGGGUGCAACCACAGGGGGAAUAUUCGGACAGACUCAAAACAAACCUGCAUUCGGAACUGGAAGCACGGGAAUAUUUGGAGCUACAACCAGCCAACCUUCCACUUCCUUCGGGACGACAUCUUUCGGAUUCGGGUCUCAGCAGCCAGCGCAGACGGGAUUUGGCGCGACAACGUCGACUGCUCCUACAACUUUCGGCUUCGGCCAAACGAGUCAGCCCUCUGCUUUUGGAUCUACAUCGGGAACAAUGUUCGGGAAACCAGCAAGUACAGUUGCUCCUUUCGGCGCGACUACGACGUCGUCCUCCGGGUUUGGAUUCGGUUCAGGAACGACUGGCUUCGGUUCCACGACGUCGACGUCGGGGGGAUUAUUCGGUGCGAGUAAGCCGGCGUUUUCCGGAUUCGGUACGGGAACAUCGACCGGAACCUCCGGAACAGGCUUCGGUGGAUUUGGAACAUCGACUGGAUUCGGCACCCAGAAACCGGGUGGGCUAUUCGGAACGCAGCCUUCAACAACUGGUCUCGGUUUGUCAACCUUUGGUACUUCAGGUGGCUUUGGGUCUGCCGCACCCUCUUUUGGAACCACGGGAGGUGGAUUGUUCGGAAGCUCUCAGCCACAAGCAAGUUUUAACGUCCAGCAAGAACAGCCAGCUCCAUCUGUAGAAAACGUGCUAGGCGGGAAUCCUUAUGGGGAUUCGGCGGUGUACAAAAAUAUGUGCCAACGGGCGGAAAGGAAAGAAGAGUUGGCGAAGCCAACUAGCUUGAGUGCGCAGCGUGCAUACGCAAAACCGAGUAGCUCGCUUAAAUUCAAGCCAUCUUUCGACAGCUUGAACGGUUCCGUGAAGCCUAUUAUGCGACGAUCACUGGCCAUUUCUCCACAGCAGGCCUCAAUGUUUCAAGGAUUGGAUUCUGAGAUGGAGACGAGCACUCGAGACGUGACGAUGCAAUCAGCGAGGAAAAGCAUAAAAUCAUUCCGACCAGUUGACUUCAAGAAGCUUCCCUCGGACUUGAAUGCGUCCAUGCCUUCCCCGGGCAAAGCAAAGUGGGGUCAAGAUGUCUCGUCGCCAAGCAAGUUGAUUCUCAGGCGGAAUGUUGAGUCCGAGCAUUUAGGAUCCACUCCUGUUUCUUUCGGAAGGAACUCGUCACCGAAAGUCAUCGGCCCGCAAGAUGGCAAUACGGACCAGCGAAAUGAAAGUUUGAUGUUGCCCGACACCACAACAUCUUUCAUUCAGGAAAACUCAGCUGACAAAUCGAAUGAUAGCGUUGAACCAGUGAUGGAGGAAAAUAAAUACCCGGCGGGUAUUCGUUGCUGUCGCAUUGGGUAUUACACUAUUCCUGGGCCUGAUGAAUUGGAGAAACUUGUGCAGCCCGAUGGGUCGUGCACUGUCGAUGGGUUCACCAUCGGUCGAACUGGUUAUGGAAGUGUUCACUUUCCUGGGAAGAUGGACGUUUCUGGGCUGGACAUCGAUGAAAUAGUCCACAUCCGGAGGAAAGAGAUCGUGGUUUAUCCAGAUGACAACAUGAAGCCGCCAUUGAAUCAAGGAUUGAAUCGUCAUGCGGAAGUUACUCUGGAAGGAUGUUGGCCUGUUGCACGCGGUGGGGAAGUUGUCCGAUCAAGAAAAAGGUUGGAUGACAUGGGCUAUGCCAGAUUGUUGGAGAAGAGUUGCGGGAAGAUGGGCGCGACUUUCAAAGAAUAUCGUUAUGAGAACGGAUCCUGGGUUUUCCACGUGAGGCAUUUCUCGAAAUACGGCUUGGAGGAAGAAGAUGAAGAUGAGUGCAUGAUAUUAGAAGACCCAAGUAGGGCCAAUGCUGUCCUACUACUGAAACCUGUGCAACCGAAAACUCUUCUGAAUCCACCCGAAUCAAUGGAAACCUUGACGGCCACCGAAAAUAUGGCUAAUUUGUCCGGCAUGGAAAACAUGCUUCUUGGAAAGGAAAGCGCAGGAGUCCUCGAGAACGGAAAUGGAUUUCAGGAUCAUUUGAACGGCAUUGUUGGUGAUGAAAUCAUCAUGGAAGACGCAGGAAUCGAGGAUACCUUUGAUGGUAUUGACUUCUCUUCAAUGAAACACCGGGUCUUCUCACGAACGCCCGACGUUGCUUUCAGGAUGGUCCGAUGGGUGUAUAAAGCUAACAAGCUCAUGUGGUCGGGUGUGCGUGAAGCCGAAGCGAGAGGAAAGAAGCUGGAUGUUAGUGCUUUGAACUUAUUUUCUCCUCGAGCGCAGCAAGCGUUGCUACCAAAACGACCUUCUCUCGGGUGGUUCACGGACUCCAGCUUUGGAAUCCCCGUGAAUGGCUCCCAAAAUUUACAAAACCAAUACCCUUUGAAAAGGCCAUCACUAGGCUUGUUCGCUGGGGCCCGGGAGACCUCUCUGUUCAAUGAUCAUGAAAACGCCUUUGAGGAGGAAGAUUUGGACGAAAUGAUGCCACGCGGUUCUUCCACUUUCAUCGAGCGUCCGUCGCUUGUUCGGAAGACCGCUCUGGGUGCCACCAUUGCCACGCCGCCAAUUCUUCCCUCGAAUAUAUCGUCUCCAAUCCAAGGAACUUCUGAAGACGUUGCUUUGGUUUCAUCGCCUUUCCAAAAAGAAGAUCUUUUGCGGAUCCUGUCGACGUCGGCUGUUACUGCGGACCACAGGUUUGAUGGGAUCCUGCGUCCGUCGCUUGUUCGGAAGACCGCUCUGGGUGCCACCAUUGCCACGCCGCCAAUUCUUCCCUCGAAUAUAUCGUCUCCAAUCCAAGGAACUUCUGAAGACGUUGCUUUGGUUUCAUCGCCUUUCCAAAAAGAAGAUCUUUUGCGGAUCCUGUCGACGUCGGCUGUUACUGCGGACCACAGGUUUGAUGGGAUCCUGGUUGAGAGUCACGGGCCGCGGGACGAUGACGAGUUGCCAUCGGUGAGCGGGAGAAAUUCGGCGGGAUACUUGGUUGUCCAUGCGGCGCCGAAGUCUGACCUUGACGUUGUUGGAAAUAUGGGACGGAGUAUACCCUUGUGUUGGGGACGAGGAGGAUUAAUCGUGCAUUGCGGUGUUGCUUCCGCAUGCCGAGGCGAAGAUCUUUCAACAACUGGGUUUCCCCUGGGAAAUGUGCAGCAGUUAGCGGCCAUUCGAGGACCGGGUACUGUUUUCUUCGAACGAGUUGGCAUGGCGUCCAGCGAUAUGCUGUUCAGCAACAUCAAGCUACAGCACGUUAUACACGAGUCUGCGUUGGAAAUCCAAUUGCAACACGCGGAUGUCGAUGAUAGCGGCGGAGAAUACCCUCGUAUAGAAGCGAAACGCGGUUCUGAUUGCAUUCAAAAUCAAGCAGAAGCGGUUGCUGCCCUUCUUGCCGAGCUGAAAAAAGACGCCGUGGAAGACGAACAAGUUAAAGAGUCGAAGAUUGUGUGGGAUCUGAUGGUAGCCUUGUGGGGUCUGGAUUCUAAAGACCGGCUCAGUCAGCAAAAAGAUGCCUAUGACCAUGUGACGAAUGUUUUUCGGAAGAAAGCCCUAACAUCGUGGCUGAAAAAUAUGGGAUACAAAUCUCCGUUCGUGAUGAAAAUUGGUGAUGAUUCCCCCGUGACAUCGUUUGACAACGUCGUUCAGCACAGGCUUCGGGAUGCUGUCAAAGCCUGCAACCAAUUGGGUGAUUUCAAUCUUGGCCAGCUCAUUGCUAUGGGAUCAGCCCCCAAGGCGAAGUCAAUGUUGAAACAGCAACUGGAAACAUGGACUGCUGUUCACUUGGAUGAAAAGAUCAACGAAAUUCGUUUAAAAAUUUAUUGCAUUCUAAGUGGUCUUCCGAAGUGGCUGACUUCUGACGGGAAAUUGAUCAAUCCAGCGGAAGGUCUUGACUGGCGUAGAGCUUUCGCCUUGCAUCUGUAUUUCUCAUCACUGGUUUCGCCGAUUGCUGAAGCUGUCAAAUCCUUCGAAGCCAGCUUUAAAACUGAUGAAAUCGGGGGUCCGAUUUCCCCGUACCCAAGCCCACCGUAUGCCAGCGGCAAUAAUGGCCCAAUGGAUCUAACGUUCCACCUUCUUAAGCUUUAUAUGAAUCGGUUAUACGCUUUGGAACCGAUGAUGGAUCCUGCUUGUUUUUGCAGCGACCCAUUAGAUUACCGAAUGACGUGGUUGGUUAUGGUGAGUCUCAGUGGACUGGGAAUCCGCAGAGUCCACCCAAAUGUUGCCGCGAAUGUGAUCCGGAACUAUGCCGCCCAAUUGGAGACCAUCGCUUUGUGGGAAUGGGCUAUUUUCGUUUUGCUGCACCUUCAAGAUUCUGAUGAACGUCGUCGAUGCUGUACCGGCGUAAUCGAACGCAAUGUGAAGUUGAACUCGGAUCUUGACGAAUUUUCUAAAUCUGAAGCGACACGGAAGGAAAGAUUCGUUUGUGAGAAAUUGCUUGUUCCGUACAAGGUGAUCGCAUCUGUCAAAGCCGCCAAGGCCCGUUGUCUCGGAAAACAAUUGGAAGAAGUGGAGCACCUGAUCGACGCUGAAGAGUUCGUAGAAGCUCACAAUUUGCUGAUUACUCGCGUCGCACCGGAUCUCGUUAUGAAAGAUGAUUGGGACACCCUGAAUCAGUUGUUCUCCAGACUCAACGCACCUGACCGUAUUGCCGUGAUUCAAGACUGGCAAACCGGCGGAAAUGUUUACCUCGAUUUCAUUGCAUUGAAAAAUAAGAUUCAGAUCUCCGAUUCUGAGCUGUCAAGUCCGGAAUUCAGAUUAAGCCAGCUGCGAGGGUUGACAAAAAAUAUUGACGAAAUGAAGUGCACAUCUUCUAUACAAAGUGUUGCCAAGUCGAUCAUCCUCAAAAAGCUUUGCGUGAUUGGAGCUUCCAUUUUGGAUGAUCUUAAGAAAGUGAGAAAUUUCCAAGACCCUACGAUCGCUCCUUCAUUGCCGCUUUCUGGGAUGAGCAUGCUCAGGACUCGCGAAGGCUUGGACGAGCUGCUUGUUCAAUUCUACUGCGUCGAGGACACCGUUGUUUCUGAACCAGAGUCGUGAAAGAUAAUUCCGCAGAAAGAAAGAAAGCCUGCUGUGAUCUCGGAUCGAGUGAGGUCGGCGAUUGCUUUCAAGAUCUGUGCCUGAUCACUGAACGUGAAUUCAUUUCUCCGCUUUGCCUUUACUUCUCUUCUUGGUUUUCUUGUGUGGGGAUUUCAAGAUCUUAUCUUUUCGGCGAAAAAUUCUGGCUAUUUUGCGAGCAAUUUAUGGUUGCCAUCGUUUUUAUACGUCCAUGACUGGACAUUCAACCGAGACUUUUUUUGAAUACCUGAUCCAGUUCGGAAAUUAGACUGGAAGCGGCGCAGUUUUUUUUAAACUCCCGGGGUAAAAUGCAGAAAUGAUUCAUCUGCCAAAAA